Molecule: messenger RNA, 1329 nt
Organism: Sesamum indicum (sesame)
Lineage: Eukaryota; Viridiplantae; Streptophyta; Magnoliopsida; Lamiales; Pedaliaceae
Product: RING/U-box superfamily protein
Biological process (GO): protein ubiquitination
Cellular component (GO): cytoplasm
Molecular function (GO): ubiquitin protein ligase activity
Source: RefSeq, a predicted model, not a curated record
AUUGAUGAAUUUCCCAUGUCUUAAAAAGAGAGUUCUGUUGGUGUUGCGUGCGAGAAUGUCCUCCGGCGGUGUCACGGUGGCGGACGGCAGUCCGCAGAUGUACUUCUGCCACCAAUGCGAACGGACCGUCACCAUUACCCCUUCCCCCGGCGGCGAUAUCCUGUGCCCCUCUUGCAAUUCCGGUUUUGUUGAGGAAUUCCAAAACCCUAACCCUAGUCCUGGUAUACCAGAGCCUUUUUUCCCCGACCCACUGUCCCUCUUCCUCUCCCAAUUCCUCCAUUCCACAAAUCCUAACCCUAGCUCCCGAUCCGGCCAGAGUGGAGAAUCCCAAUUUGGGGCUGAUGCUUUCGACCCGGUUUCAUACUUGUUGAACCUUCUAGCGAAUCGCCGCGCCAGCGGCAUUGAUUAUCAGUUCGUGGUCGAGGAUCAUCCGUUGGCUUCCGCGUUUUCUCUUCCGGCGAAUAUUGGGGACUAUUUCGUGGGGCCCGGAUUUGAACAGUUGAUUCAGCAGCUGGCUGAGAAUGAUCCCAAUCGAUAUGGUACACCACCAGCCUCCAAGUCCGCUGUCGAUGCCUUGCCUGGCAUUAAUGUGGAUGAGGCUUUGCUGAAAUCGGACCUGGCGCAGUGCGCCGUAUGUAUGGAUGACUUUGAAAUGGGAACUGUUGUGAAGCAGAUGCCGUGCAAGCAUGUUUAUCAUCAAGAUUGUAUUCUGCCCUGGCUUGAGUUGCAUAACUCAUGCCCUGUGUGCCGCUAUGAACUUCCAACUGAUGACCCAGAUUACGAGAGCAAGGGUAAUUCAGGCAGGAGUGGCGUUUCUCAGAGGAAUGAUGGUUAUAAUAACGGUAAUGAUGAUUUGGCUGGGAGUUCAGAUGGGCGAAGGACGGUAGAGAGAAGAUUUACCAUAACCUUGCCUGGAUUAUUUGGAGGAUUUGGUUCUGGAUCAGGGUCUGAAUCGAGCGGUGAGGGAGCGGAGCAGCAUAGUCGGGAUCUUAAUUAAAUGUUCUUAGCAACUUUGCCAUUUGGAAAUCUCUAAGAGAGUGAUUUGAGCGUGAUGCAGGACUUUGUUUCUGCUUGUAACCAAGGAUGGAAACAGGAUUUACAUGCAUGAGAAGUAAAGGCCAUCAUUUGGAGCCAACAGUAUAUAAUACUCUAUGGAGCUACCAAAAAAAAAGAUUUUCUUGCUUUUUCUUACUCAGGGGAACUGGUAUAUUUCCAUUUUUGUAUUUUCGAUCUUCCUGAUCAUGUUGAAAGCACCGGAUUUGGUUAUAUAUGAAUGCUGCAGUGUCUUGCUCUCUAUUUAACUAUAAUCAUGUUCUCAAUUCAAGGCCU